AGCAUCCAUGAACUAUCACAGGCGCUUAGCAGUCGAUCGAGUUAUUAAGGCCACCCAGCAGCCUAAUCACUCAUCAACCUUCGUGCUUGUGAUCGAUCAGCUGUUGCUGUGUGUGUAACAAUGGCAGGCAACAACAAGGCCUCCUCGGUCGCGCUGUUCCUCGCCGUGAAUCUGGCGGUGUUCGCCAUGGCAAGCGCAUGCGGUGGCAACUGCCCCACCCCGUCCACCCCGUCGACGCCGACCCCGACGCCGGCCUCGUUCGGCAAGUGCCCCCGUGACGCGCUCAAGUUGGGUGUGUGCGCCAACGUGCUGGGCCUGAUCAAGGCCAAGGUGGGCGUGCCGCCGACGGAGCCAUGCUGCCCGCUGCUGGAGGGGCUCGUCGACCUCGAGGCCGCACUCUGCCUCUGCACCGCCAUCAAGGGCAAUAUCCUCGGCAUCAACCUCAACCUGCCCAUCGAUCUCAGCCUCAUCCUCAACCACUGCGGCAAGAGCGUGCCCACCGGCUUCAAGUGCCUCUAAGCAUUCAGCCGCGCGGCAUGAUCAUGCAGCUGCAUGGAUGAUGGCUCGAAUUCAGGUUUAUUUGGUUUUGUAUACGUGCUAGCUGGUCUGUUGUAUGCAUGUGUUUAUAUGCAUGCAUGCGACGGCCACGCACGUAGCUCUUGUUGUUUGAUCAGCUUUGGCUUUCCGUUGCUUGAUUUCCGAUGUAUGGUUUAAUCGUCUUGUAUUCGAUCGGUGCGUAUGAAUAAAUGGUUUAAUCUGUUCGGUACGUAGGUAUA
Molecule: messenger RNA, 776 nt
Organism: Sorghum bicolor (sorghum)
Lineage: Eukaryota; Viridiplantae; Streptophyta; Magnoliopsida; Poales; Poaceae
Product: 14 kDa proline-rich protein DC2.15
Exons: 1
Coding region: 121-519 (132 amino acids)
Source: RefSeq, a predicted model, not a curated record